UUAUUAUAUUCUGUGGGCCUGUGCCCUGCAGGAGCACUCCACCUCUGCACUUUCAUGGCUACCUUAACCAUUUAUAAAGAAAAUCUCAGAUCUUGAACUUGCUAGUUCUGCCGAAAGAUGGGUUCUCAGAUUUUUCUAAAAGGGUUUUGUUUCUUGGCGUGCAUCUUCAGCUACAGUUUCGUUUCUUUGAGUUCACAAGCUGCAGCUGCUGGAGAUGGUAGCGUAAAAGGGACUGUUUUUAUAGAUGGGAAAACUUCCAUUGGAAAGAUUGACGAAGAUUUCAUUUGUGCUACUUUGGAUUGGUGGCCUCCUGAGAAAUGCGACUAUGGAACAUGCAGCUGGGACCAUGCUUCUCUCAUUAAUCUGGAUAUUAACAGCAAUAUCUUCUUAAAUGCCGUAAAGGCUUUUUCACCAUUGAAGAUCAGAUUGGGAGGAACUUUGCAAGACAAAGUCAUAUAUGACACUGAAGAUAAUAAGGAACCUUGUAAGCAAUUUGUUAAGAAUACUACUGAGAUGUUCGGUUUCACUCAAGGAUGCUUACCCAUGUACAGAUGGGAUGAAUUAAAUGCAUUUUUCAAAAAAUCAGGGGCUAAAAUUAUCUUUGGAUUAAAUGCUCUCGCCGGCCGGUCCAUACAAUCUGAUGGUUCUGCAACUGGAACUUGGAACUAUACAAAUGCUGAAUCUUUUAUAAGUUACACUGUCAAAAAGAACUACUCUAUUCAUGGCUGGGAGCUUGGGAAUGAAUUGAGUGGAAGUGGAGUUGGAACAAGAAUAGCAGCAAAGCAAUAUGCUGCUGAUACCAUCUCCCUGUAUAAGAUAGUGCAAAAUAUUUACAGUGGAGUUGAACCUAAGCCUCUAGUUUUAGCACCUGGAGGAUUCUUUGAUGCAAAUUGGUUUAAAGAAUUCAUUGACAAAACAGGAAAUUCUUUAGAUGUGAUCACCCAUCACAUUUACAAUCUGGGUCCAGGAGUUGAUGAACAUCUUGUAGAAAAGAUUCUUAAUCCAUCCUAUCUUGAUGGUGAGGCUAAUACUUUCAGUGGCCUCCAAAAUUCCCUCAAGAGUUCUGCAACUUCAGCAACUGCCUGGGUUGGUGAGGCUGGAGGGGCUUACAACAGCGGCCGGAACCUUGUUUCCAAUGCUUUUGUUUAUAGUUUCUGGUACUUGGAUCAGCUUGGCAUGGCGUCAGCUUAUGAUACAAAAACAUACUGCAGGCAAUCUUUGAUUGGAGGAAAUUAUGGUUUACUCAACACAACUACUUUCGUACCAAAUCCAGAUUACUACAGUGCUCUUCUUUGGCACCGACUGAUGGGCAGAAAUGUUCUCUCAACCAAAUUUUCUGGGACGAAAAAGAUACGCGCUUAUGCUCACUGCACAAAAGAAUCUAAAGGAAUCACAUUACUGCUAAUCAACCUAGACAACAGCACAAACGUUGAAGUCAAGGUAGCAUUUAAUGGUACAGCGACAUUGCAUCAUCAACAAAAGCAUCAUAGAUCCCAUAAAUAUCAAAGGUCUCACAGAACAAGGAACAUUAAGCUGCCUCAAGGUUCUGAAAGCAGCACAAGAGAGGAAUACCAUCUAACGGCGAAAGAUGGAAAUCUACACAGCCAAACCAUGCUACUUAAUGGGAACAUUUUAACUGUAAAUUCAUCUGGGGACAUACCUGCCUUGGAACCUGUAAGUGUAAAUUUAUCAAAGCCGAUAUCGGUUGCCCCGUUCUCUGUUGUAUUUGUUCAUUUACCAUAUGUUGUCCCUGCUUGCAGUUAGUUAGAACUAGGUGGAACACAAAAUGGUUCCUUGUAAUGAUUGAUCAAAUAACAGAUAGAAUACAUGAAAUGUCAUUCUUUUUCUUGGUGAAC
Molecule: messenger RNA, 1856 nt
Organism: Manihot esculenta (cassava)
Lineage: Eukaryota; Viridiplantae; Streptophyta; Magnoliopsida; Malpighiales; Euphorbiaceae
Product: heparanase-like protein 3
Exons: 9
Coding region: 118-1764 (548 amino acids)
Cellular component (GO): membrane; plant-type cell wall
Molecular function (GO): beta-glucuronidase activity
Source: RefSeq, a predicted model, not a curated record